Morus notabilis is the source of this 3635-nucleotide messenger RNA. Its product is annotated as protein ARABIDILLO 1. Gene Ontology annotation, molecular function: protein binding. NCBI's taxonomy places the organism in Eukaryota, Viridiplantae, Streptophyta, Magnoliopsida, Rosales, Moraceae. The record is from RefSeq and is a predicted model, not a curated record. Bases 481 to 3237 code for a protein of 918 amino acids. The transcript is spliced from 13 exons.
UGGUUUUUCUCUUCUUCUCUCGGGAGCUGUAGUUUCAUAUUCUUCUCCAACUCAUCUCAAUCACACCCCUAAUUUAUAAAUGCUGUAAUUCUCUUCCCCAAACCUUUUCCUUUUUCUUUUUCUCCCCUCAUUUUCUUCCUUAAAUCCCCUAAAAGAUUACAUAUUUCUCUCUCUAACAAAAUUGCAGUGGCAAAUAGGGGGAGAGAGGUAGACAACUUGCUUUGAGGGUUUGGCUCUGCUCGCUUUUGCAAUCCAAAGAGCAAACCUGAAAUUCUCCACCGACCCUUCUCCAGCUUUUGUCUCCUCUCUCCCUCUUCCUUCCUUCCUUUCCCUCUAUAACUAUCUCUCUCUCUCUCUCUCUAAAUCAAUUAGAAUGCAAAUCACAUUAAGGGCAUGUGGUUGGAUUCUCUGAUUCCAAUAAAAGCUUCAACUUGAUUGUUCUGAUAUAGCCCCACAUACCCUUUUCAGAUUGAUUGAGAUAUGAGUCGUAGGGUUCGGAGGAAGGUGGCUCGGAAAGGGAAGGAAAAGGUAAUCUUGCCUAGCUAUCGCGAAAUUGAGGAUGAGGUUUCGGGUUUGGACCGAAGUGGGUUUGCGGAUUGGACUAGUCUUCCUGAUGAUACAGUGAUUCAAUUGUUUUCAUGUCUGAAUUAUCGUGACAGAGCAAGCUUGUCGUCAACAUGUAAAACGUGGAAGGUUCUUGGGGUUUCGCCGUGCUUGUGGACUUCUUUAGAUCUUCGCGCUCACAAGUGCGAUGUUUUGAUGGCAGCUUCGCUUGCUCCUAGGUGUGUGAAUCUUCGGAAGCUUAGGUUCCGUGGGGCGGAGUCUGCUGACGCGAUAAUUCAUCUCCAAGCUAGGAAUUUGCGUGAAAUAAGUGGCGAUUAUUGCAGAAAAAUAACUGAUGCUACACUUUCUGUGAUUGUGGCCCGGCAUGAGGUGCUUGAAAGCCUUCAGCUUGGUCCUGAUUUCUGUGAAAGGAUCAGUAGUGAUGCUAUAAAGGCAAUAGCUCUUUGCUGUCCAGUAUUGAAAAGGCUUCGGCUUUCUGGAGUAAGGGAUAUCAAUGGUGAUGCAAUCAACGCUUUGGCCAAGCACUGUCUGAAAUUGACUGAUAUCGGGUUUAUAGACUGUCUGAACAUAGAUGAGAUGGCGUUGGGGAAUGUAGUAUCAGUCCGUUAUUUAUCAGUUGCAGGGACUUCGAAUAUGAAGUGGGGUGUAGCUUCGCACCAGUGGCCUAAGUUCCCACACUUGAUUGGUUUAGAUAUUUCAAGAACUGACAUUGGCUCAACUGCUGUUGCGCGAUUGUUAUCAUCUUCACCGAGCUUGAAAGUUUUGUGUGCCUUGAAUUGUCCAUUUCUUGAAGAAGAUGUCAACUUUUCCAGUAGUAAAAAUAAAGGAAAAAUGUUGCUAGCUCUUUUUACUGAUAUUUUGAAAGAUAUAGGUUCUUUAUUUGUCGAUAUCUCAAAGAAGGGGAAGAAUGUGUUUUUGGAUUGGAGGAAUUCAAAAAUGAAAGAUAGAAACUUGGAUGAAAUCAUGACGUGGCUUGAGUGGAUCCUGUCCCAUACUCUUUUGCGCAUCGCUGAGACAAAUCAACAUGGCUUGGAUGACUUUUGGCUCAAGCAAGGCGCAACACUGUUGCUGAAUUUAAUGCAGAGUUCUCAAGAGGAUGUCCAGGAAAGGGCAGCCACGGGACUUGCUACUUUUGUUGUCAUUGAUGAUGAAAAUGCUACUAUAGAUUGUGGAAGGGCUGAAGCAGUUAUGAGAGACGGUGGCAUACGCCUCCUUCUGAACCUGGCAAAAUCUUGGCGGGAAGGACUCCAGUCAGAGUCUGCAAAGGCUAUAGCAAACUUGUCUGUUAAUGCCAAUGUUGCGAAAGCUGUUGCCGAGGAAGGAGGGAUCACUAUUCUUGCUGGUUUAGCAAGGUCUAUGAACAGGCUAGUUGCUGAAGAAGCUGCUGGAGGGCUAUGGAAUCUCUCUGUUGGAGAAGAGCAUAAGGGCGCCAUUGCCGAGGCUGGAGGAGUAAAGGCUUUAGUGGAUCUUAUAUUCAAGUGGUCCUCUGGUGGUGAUGGAGUUCUGGAACGUGCAGCAGGUGCGCUGGCGAAUUUGGCGGCUGAUGAUAAGUGUAGCACAGAGGUUGCAGUGGCAGGUGGCGUGCAUGCUUUGGUGAUGCUAGCUCGUAACUGCAAGUUUGAGGGAGUGCAAGAGCAGGCUGCCCGUGCCUUGGCAAAUUUGGCCGCUCAUGGAGAUAGUAACAGCAAUAACGCUGCAGUUGGACAAGAGGCAGGAGCUCUUGAAGCACUAGUACAGCUUACACAAUCUCCCCAUGAAGGUGUUAGACAAGAAGCUGCUGGGGCAUUAUGGAAUCUUUCUUUCGACGAUAGAAAUCGAGAAGCAAUCGCAGCAGCCGGCGGUGUUGAAGCAUUGGUUGCUCUUGCACAAUCCUGUUCAAAUGCUUCCCCGGGUCUACAGGAAAGGGCUGCUGGUGCUCUGUGGGGACUGUCAGUCUCAGAAGUAAAUAGCAUCGCUAUUGGACGAGAAGGAGGUGUUGUCCCACUGAUUGCGUUGGCACGCUCUGAUGCAGAAGAUGUCCAUGAAACAGCGGCAGGAGCGCUGUGGAACUUGGCAUUUAACCCUGGCAACGCUCUCCGAAUUGUAGAGGAAGGAGGAGUUCCUGCACUUGUUCAUCUAUGCUCUUCCUCGGUAUCGAAGAUGGCACGCUUCAUGGCUGCAUUGGCAUUGGCAUACAUGUUUGAUGGAAGAAUGGAUGAAUAUGCUCUUGUUGGGACUUCAUCGGAAAGUAUUUCAAAGAGCGUGAGCUUAGACGGCGCUAGAAGAAUGGCUCUAAAGCACAUUGAAGCCUUUGUACUCACAUUCUCUGAUCCACACUCGUUCGCUGCGGCUGCUGCGUCAUCAGCCCCUGCAGCAUUGGCACAAGUAACGGAAGGAGCCCGUAUUCAGGAAGCAGGGCAUCUGAGAUGCAGUGGAGCGGAAAUUGGAAGGUUUGUUGCCAUGCUGCGGAACUCGUCAUCUGUACUCAAGGCAUGUGCGGCAUUUGCUCUUCUACAGUUUACUAUUCCUGGUGGCAGGCAUGCAAUCCACCAUGCGAGUCUUAUGCAGAAUGCAGGAGCAGCAAGAGUCCUGCGGGCCGCUGCUGCAGCAGCAACUGCUCCGCUCGAAGCCAAAAUCUUCGCCCGAAUCGUACUUCGCAAUCUCGAGCAUCAUCACAUAGAAUCCUCGCUUUGAAGACUAAUCAAGCCGGCUGCUAGAUGUUCUUGCACACAGAUAAAUGACCAACCUUCAAACUCGAUCAUGGACGGCCUCUUGCACAGCGGUAUAGAGCGCGAUAAGAACACAGUCUACGCGCGGCCUUCUGCUCUUUGAAACCUUAAAGUGCUGUAGAAAUUCUGUCCAACCUCAUUAAUCUCAUUUCCUUUUUUUCCUUCCUUUUUUCUUCUUUCAAGUCUCCUUAUUUCUUAGGCAUAAAUGUUGUUGAUUUAGGUUCGAGUAGCUUCCCCAUUGUAUCAAAGAGUACUUUUAGGUGGGGGAUCGGUCUUGUAAUCUUAUCACACAAUUUUUGUCUCUAUUCAUUGUGGCAAUCUCGUCUUAGAUAAUAAUACAUAUCUUAGCUGUUUUGAGACUUA